Molecule: messenger RNA, 222 nt
Organism: Protopolystoma xenopodis
Lineage: Eukaryota; Metazoa; Platyhelminthes; Monogenea; Polystomatidea; Polystomatidae
Source: the annotation of a GenBank genome assembly
GGUCCGUCCAGCUGCAACUCAGGCCUUGUCCCUAUCGAACAGGACUGUUUCAACCUGAUCGGCAAGGACUCCUCUCUUGCCUCAACACCACAGACCCCAUUUAUCUCUCAAACAAGCAUGGCAACUGACCCUUUUCAUACACAUCUCGGCCCACUCCACCAAGUCCACCAACCCCAUUCAGGUCGUCUGGUGUCGCCCGACCACCCUUCAAGACCAUCAUGA